Messenger RNA from Porites lobata, 2293 nucleotides. The record is from the annotation of a GenBank genome assembly. Lineage: Eukaryota; Metazoa; Cnidaria; Anthozoa; Scleractinia; Poritidae.
CAUUUUUUCCUAGGAAGGGACGGAAGAGAUGGUCAAAACGGUGAGAUAACACGUCGCACAUAUCAAUAUAACCAUGUUUUCACUAACUGACACAAUGUUGACGAUUCAAGACCCAGACUCACGCCCUCUGGCCAUAAAUGGAAUAGUAGAUUGCUAGCGGGAAAUACUGCCAUAGGAACUUAAAGUAGCCAUUUAAGUUCCAUAUUACAACCGAGCGAAUUAAUCUGAGAAAAUAUGAGAAGUUCUAACUAUCGAUAGUCGAAAAGGGAACCUUCUUUAAAAAUGAUAACGUAGUCAGAGCUGGGAAUUUUUGAUUUAGAUGGUGUAGAAAAAUAAAUGAAGUAUUAAACGUGGUACACUGACGUGGCAUUCAAAAUUGUUGUCUUCUACCGUUCUUUUGCCUGCGUUUUGUCUUUCUCUUUCUCUUUUCUGCUCAACAGGCAUUAAAUAAUUUUAUUUUUUUUCACACCCAAGGAAAGGAUGGUCGUGAUGGAAGAGACGGGAUCAACGUGGGAAACGGAAUGAAGGUAAAAAUUUUAAAAAGGAAUAAAGUUUUUUUCUGCCAUUAUCAAAUCGAUGAUAAAUUAUUCCUGGGAACAAAGAUGGAUAAGCCAGAGGAGAACUUUUAACAACACCGGACAAAAGGCUAAGAUUACUCAAGUUCCCUGCAAUCCGAGAUUUCAGCUGCCUCCAAAAAACACGCUUGUUUAACUCCAGAGUCUGAUAAAUUAUGUUUGGAUCAAAGAUCAAUAAGACAGACGAGAACUUUUAAGAUUACUCAAGUUCCCUGCAAUACGAGAUUUCCGCUGCCUAAGAAACAUUCCUCAAAAAAAAAAACGCUUGUUUAACUCAAGAGUCUAUUUUCUGUAGUAAAAGGGAGGGACGCAGUACCACCUUAGUCUGUUCUAAUUAUUAGUUACAUAAUUAGAUACAAAAUUUCGGUUAAAAUCUGACGAAAUCUCGGUGGUAAAGGCCAGUCUUCAAUUAAAGCAUUACAGAGAAGGAGAUCUGAGUCUUCAAGUUUCCUCAACCCUAGAUUGGUUUUUUUGUGUUUUUCAGGGUCAAAAAGGAGAACGUGGCUCACCAGGAAACAACGCAGGAGGUGUAAUUAAGUUUAGCGAUGCCGCUAAGAAAUGUACCGCAAGCAUCGCCGGCACUGUUAGUUACAAUACUUCCCAGAAAUCCUUGCAACUCUGUGAUGGAAGUGUUUGGCUGCCAGUUCUGACUGUUGGAAAAGGUUACAUAGCGGAUAGACCCGGCCGCCAUUGUUUGGAUAUUAUAAAUUCUGGUAAGCUUAAACUGUGUUAAAUAAAUAGCAUCAAUAAGGGACUGAGGAGAGUAAUGAUGGUUGUAAGGAAUGCUAGGAAGCAGCUGGUCUGCAAUGCAGGCGUAUAUUUUGGGGGCGAGUGAAAGCUGCUUUUUAAAGUUUGUAAUGUCGGGGACGCCAUCUUAUUACAGAGGAUGAUUGCGGAGAGUAGAAAUAAAAACCCUUGGGGUAGGCAUAAGGGCGAAAGAAAAAGAAAAGCAUGGAUUUGGGUACUGGGGAAAAAACUGUCAUCCAAAGACGUAUUUCUUAAAUAAGCCUACGAAAGUUUAUCUUAUUAAUUAUUAUAUAUAAACAAUCAUCUAAAAUCAUGAUAAUCAUUUUUCAAUACAUUUAUUAUCAGGCCAAAGUCAUGGCAGCGGCCUUUACUGGAUUGAUCCAAACGGUGGCUCGACAGCUGACUCAUUCCAAGCCUUUUGCGACAUGGAAACUGAGCGUGGAGGUUGGACCCUAGUUGCAACAAAGGUCUCCCCAGGCUUCCUCUUCAUCAAAACUGUUUUCUCGGCAGUGGCCGCUGCAACUAAGAACAGAGAUGCCGCGAGUCACAUACAUCCAAGCAUGGGGAACUGGAAAGAGGUUAUGUUCCGCUUUGCUGACGUUGAUACCAUCCGAGUCAUUUACAACAGAAAGGUGGGCGCACCAAACAAAGACAAGGAGGAAUUCGACAAGUUCUUGAUUGGGAAGUCUAUGACUUUGGUAAAGAAUGUGAAUGGAUUUUAUAAGUACAGUCCAGCAGAUAACAAAAGAAAUCCCGGCGUGGGUUUUGCCACCAUAUCCUCUUUCCACUUCCGGUCAAACGAAGGUAUCUCAGAGAGUCACAGUGGCACCGAUAAGUGGCUUGACAUGUGGCAUCAUGUAGACGGCUCCGGAAACAACUACAUCUACAGCGAUCACAGCAGGGCGCUGGGCACCAAAUGUAUCGCGGGCUACUGUUAUCUGAACAAGCCAAUCUGGGUAAUGGUGCGCUAG